AUGAACCCCAGUUCUAGGUUUUUGUCGGAAGAGGCCACGAUGCUGAGGUACCUGGUGGGUGCCCUCUUUCCAGCCCUGAUCCUGGCUGCACCGCCUCCCAUUAACAAGCUAGCCCUGUUCCCGGAUAAGAGUGCCUGGUGCGAGGCGAAAAACAUUACCCAGAUUGUCGGCCACAGUGGGUGUGAGUCGAAAUCCAUCCAGAACAGGGCGUGCCUGGGGCAGUGUUUCAGCUACAGCGUCCCCAACACCUUUCCGCAAUCCACGGAGUCUUUGGUGCACUGCGAUUCCUGCAUGCCAGCCCAGUCCCUGUGGGAAGUUGUGACGCUGGACUGCCCCGGCAACGAGGAGAUCCCUCGCGUGGACAAGCUGGUGGAGAAGAUCCUGGUGUGCAGUUGCCAGGCCUGCGGGAAGGAGCAGAGCCAGGAGGGGGCGCUCUUCAACGUCUACCUGAACCCCAACGAGCACCUGCCGGCCGAGGGGCCCAAUCCUCACCCCUACGGCCAGGAGCUUUCCAACCACCACCACCGCCAACAUGAAGAGGAGAACUGA
This is a messenger RNA of Elgaria multicarinata webbii, 549 nucleotides long. It is a transcript of the gene NBL1, whose product is annotated as NBL1, DAN family BMP antagonist. Gene Ontology annotation, molecular function: receptor ligand activity; BMP binding. The coding region runs from base 1 to 549 and encodes 182 amino acids. The transcript has 3 exons. The record is from RefSeq and is a predicted model, not a curated record. NCBI's taxonomy places the organism in Eukaryota, Metazoa, Chordata, Lepidosauria, Squamata, Anguidae. Gene Ontology annotation, biological process: animal organ morphogenesis.